Molecule: messenger RNA, 819 nt
Organism: Ficedula albicollis (Collared flycatcher)
Lineage: Eukaryota; Metazoa; Chordata; Aves; Passeriformes; Muscicapidae
Gene: JTB
Product: jumping translocation breakpoint
Exons: 4
Coding region: 1-423 (140 amino acids)
Biological process (GO): mitotic cytokinesis
Cellular component (GO): spindle; midbody; cytoplasm
Source: RefSeq, a predicted model, not a curated record
AUGGGUCAGCGCUGCGGACACCGCCAUCCCUCCCGCUCCCCCUCACGCCGCUGCCGCCAUCUUGGGGCGCCCCCCUUCACGCUCCUCGCCCCCGGCGCCCCACGCGCCCCCGGACGCCGUCCCCCCGCAGCGAGCCCCGCGGUGGCCACGCCGUGCUGGCGAGUGGAGCAGUUCGUGGUUGCCCAGGAGUGCACGCGGUGCUCCGGCUUCGAGAUGAAGACGAUCCCGGCCUGCGGCUCCACCGGUUUCAUCGAGAGGAUCAACUGCGCCUCGUCCCAGCGGGAUGAGUACAAGAGGUGCUGGCGCUUCGUUGGCUCGGCUCUGGGCGUGGCGGUGGCGGCGGCGGCGCUGGUGGUGCUGCGGCAGCGCGUGCUGGACCGCCGGGCGCUGGAGAAGGUCCGCAAGCAGAUCGAGUCUAUUUAGCCAGAGGCUCCCGAGGGCUUGGAGCCGGGAAUUCCGGAGGAGAAGCAGCCUCUGCCUUGCUGCCCGGACCGGGAAUCCCGCUGGGAUCUGCCGUGGGGAUCCCCCGGGGCGGGGUGUGGAAUAAAUCCUGGUCACUGCUCCCGGAGCGACGCUGUGUUCGUCCCGCGGGCGGAGUCCCUGUGCCCCCAGCACUGGGAUCUGCUCUGGGAUCAUCCUGGGCGUCCCCAGGGUCCCACUCCAGGAGAGGGAUGUGGAAUAAAUCCUGGUCAUCGUUCCUGGAGCGACGCUUUGUUUGUUUCUUGGGGAGGGACCCUCCAGCACUGGGAUCUACCCUGGGAGCAUUGCUGAGGGAACCCACCCCAGGAGCAGAAUGUGGAAUAAAUCCUGAUUAAUGUC